CAACCACCCAUAGAAGAAGCGAUACGACUUUUUGCGUAUCGGACGACAGUAACCCUCAUCUAAACAAGCAUCACCAAUGUCUACUACAUUUCAUCUCUUCCCUCUGUUGCCAGCAGAAAUUCGGUCGGCGAUAUACAAUCUGGCCACACCGCCUAGGGUCGUUUUUGUCCAUCAACAAGUCGAAAGCUUUGAAGACUUCAAAGCGAGGUUACCACACAUCACAAUCGCCGAGCGUAAUGUGCGCCCGGAUGUCGAUUAUGCUUCAUUCUACGAGCUUCUUCGUCAGGCAUCGGCCACUCUUCGUCAUCACAGGCGUAAAUUCUUCAAGCAAACCAAGCUCGAGGCCUAUGGAUUCACCAACAACAAGAAGGCGGGGUUCUCCUGGGAAUUUGAGUCCAUGAUGCCUUUCGAUACGCUCAUGCAUUAUCCCAGAUUGGCUUUUCCCAUGUACCGAAAGACUAUUAUCUCCUGCCAAGCCGCUAUUCCACCACUUCUACACACUUGCUCCGAGUCGCGUUCCUUGCUUAUCAGCUACGGCUACGAGCUUGCGUUUCCUUCUACUGCCCAAGAUCCACAGGUGUGGUUUAACUUUGGCCGAGAUAUACUGCUAUUGGAUGACGACUUUGACUGCGAGAUUGCUGAUCCGUACACGUAUGGACCGCAAGAAACGGAAAUUGAAAGAAUUCCACAUACUUUUCACCAUUUUAGGCCUCGAGAUGUCGAUCGACUCCAACGAUUAGCAUUGACCAACCAUACCCACUACAGCCGUAUGUUUCUUGGCCACAAGCUCUGCCCAAAGCUAAAAGAACUUAUACUUGUUGAGUGGGAUGCCGAAGAAUCCGAACAAGCUCUACGCCAAUCAGUUGUUGAUCCAGCCCUGCUUCGCCCUGUUCCAAACAUCCAGCAAGCUUAUCAUAAAGGAGAGCAACUGUGCAUACUACCGGUCGAGGAAGUUGAUGCAUUAUGGACCACACUGGAGUUGGGUGUAUUUGGAGCCGUGGAGGACUGGCAUCCUGCUAUUAGAGAAGACGCAUGGGAUCUCAAACAGCAUAAGCGUGAUAAUGGCUUCCAUAUCCCGUUUAUUAAAGAGAAAUUACGCCAAAUGAAAGAAGAAUAUGUGCAACGGAGAAAAAGCAUCGAAUAUUAUAACAAGGAAUUUUACAAGCCUUACCAGAAGUUCCCGGCUAAAGAGGAGGAGUAUCCGCCAUGGAGUAUACAUCAGUUGAGUUUUGCGCAUAUUUGCACACCUCAUACUGCGACGAGGAUAAUGGCAACUCGCUUGACUUUCAUGGAGCAGUUUACUAAGCUCAGGGCGGAGGCACUGCAUGCAAAUGAUGAGUUUGAGCUCCCAUGGAUCAAACAGCAUCGCUUACCGCCUCCUUUUGUCUUGCAGAAAUAUAGUAAUUGGCCCGCUGUCAAUGAAUCACGACACAGUACAGAGCUGGAAUGGUGGAUAAAGAACGGACUACCCAUAUUUGACAAUUCUUUGCCAGUCUAGGCAAAUAUACACUCGCAUUUCUUGCCUAAAGCGUAUAUUUAAGGCGUAUGAUCACCAUGAAAAAUGUAUAAUUAUAGUUCUAGCCUAUUUCCUAUAAUCUAUAAAUGAGCAAUGCAAGUAUACAAGUAAUCCAUUAUGCCA
Molecule: messenger RNA, 1639 nt
Organism: Trichoderma harzianum CBS 226.95
Lineage: Eukaryota; Fungi; Ascomycota; Sordariomycetes; Hypocreales; Hypocreaceae
Exons: 1
Coding region: 77-1498 (473 amino acids)
Source: RefSeq, a predicted model, not a curated record